AUGAAAGGUUCGAAUGAUCCCUCAAUACUAAUAGGUCAUGAGCGUUUGUUAGUCACGGCAAUAGAGGAGGACAUUGAUUUAUUGUUGUCAACAUAUCAACGACGAAUAACUUACGACUUUACCGCGUUUAAAGAAAUAUGGGCAGAUUUGAAUUUCGAAGUGAUUCAUUUUGCGGCACAUGAAAAGACUGGACGUGAGGUGUUUAUGCAGACAUUGUUUCAAUUACUUUUUGAUAAAUACAAUAAAACAAAUCUCCUCGAAACAAAACUUGGUUCGAUUUACGCAAUGUACCUUCUGUAUUAUACGCAACCCAAAAAACUGUUUGAUCAGGUUAUAAGGAUCCGUGUGACUCUAGGUUUGGCGUCGAAGUCUUCAUUGAUCUCGUGGAACUGCAAGAGAUAUAAGAUUCACGAUUUCGUUUAUAUAUAUAAUAAAUUGAAAAAUGAUUCCGCGUGGGUUUUUGUCGCGGUCGCGGAUCCAUGUUUCGAAUACGGAACGCGUGACGCUGCAAAAGAAAACGAGAACGAAUUUCAAGCGCUUCCAAAGGAACUCGCACAACUACGCGAAGAUCUAAGCCAAAUCCGCACAGGCGUUCUCGAAAGCCCUUCAAAGCUCAUAGACCUUCAAAAUCUCAGCUCAGAUUAUUACAGCAAACGAGACGUGAUAUGUGGAACGGCGGAAGAAAAAGCCGUUGGCCAGAAAAAAUAUUUCUCAAUGCUAGAUAGCAAAGAUUUUGAUAUUUAUCGAUUUAGUAUGCCGCUCAAGGUUUCCAAUAUGGAUUUUUUGGAUGGAAUUGAAGAACGAUUGGCAAGGAAUCGGCAUGGAAAAAAUCAAGCAAGUUAA
Ambispora leptoticha is the source of this 843-nucleotide messenger RNA. The record is from the annotation of a GenBank genome assembly. Lineage: Eukaryota; Fungi; Glomeromycota; Glomeromycetes; Archaeosporales; Ambisporaceae.